Molecule: messenger RNA, 781 nt
Organism: Drosophila ficusphila
Lineage: Eukaryota; Metazoa; Arthropoda; Insecta; Diptera; Drosophilidae
Exons: 1
Coding region: 10-756 (248 amino acids)
Source: RefSeq, a predicted model, not a curated record
UCCAACGUGAUGCAUUCCCUCGUCACAAUAUAUGUGCUGAUCUUAUUUUUUUUUAAUUUAUUUGGGAUUUCUCUUCAAGAUAAUACAACUAUUGCCGAAACUACCCCAGCUACACCACCUGCAAAGGAUCCGGAUACUGCACCACCUGCACAGGAUCCGGAUACUGCAAAACCAGAGAUUUCCAAAGAAUCUCCCUCUUCCAAAUGCAAGUCCACGGAGAUUCUGUCUGAGAAUGGCUGCGUGGAUCGUGAGUAUUUUCUAGACAAAAUAAUUAUGAGAUCCUGGAAGGACGAAGGCUUUGGAAGAGCAAAAGCAAUAGCAGGUCUGGUGGAUGUUGGGCAGUGCAAGAGCGACGAGGUGAGGACACCCUAUGGAUGUGCAAAGCCACCACUUUCACCGCACAGGGAUUCAAAUCGGGUAAAUGUGGAUCACAAAAGUAUGAGCCAAGCGUAUAAGGCUUUCUUCAGGCGUACUGGCCACCAAGAAAAUGUUAACGAAGUCAGGGAAAAGAGAACCCCGUACUCUGGACCUCCUGUUUCGGGACAUAAUCGUCCCCGGAAGAACUACAUAAUGCCAGGAAGGUUGUUACGGACCUUUCGCCAAUGCCGACCCUACGAAACCCUCGGAAAAGAUGGUGAAUGCCAUCGAAAGAAGGGUAAAGAUGGCCAUUACAAGCAUACGAAUCACGUUUAUGGAUUACAAAAGAGGCACCGACAUGAGGCAUAUAAGGGAAACGCCCAGAAUAAUGAAGUCUAAUAAAGAACAUGUUACCAAAAAUAAA